Molecule: messenger RNA, 3865 nt
Organism: Macaca mulatta (Rhesus monkey)
Lineage: Eukaryota; Metazoa; Chordata; Mammalia; Primates; Cercopithecidae
Source: RefSeq, a predicted model, not a curated record
AUAUAUCGUCAAACCAUUGAAAGCUGGACUUUAUUCUCUCACUUUCAUAAUCAUGAAAAGAAAAAAAAAGUUACUGAUGAGGACUACGAACACUUUGCAUAAUAUAGAUAUCUUUUGCAUAAUAUAGGAUUGUUAAAAUCCUAACAUGACUUUAUUGGUCUCCUGUCUGCAACCAGUUAAUGCUGGGUUGGGCCAGGGUUCCCCUCUUUCCCGUCACUUAUCCAUUCUUUUCAUAGCCUCACCUAAUAACAUGACUUGAAGUAACAGUUUACGGUAACUCUCAAAUUUAUAUAUCCAUUCUCGAACCCUCUGCCAAUGUUGAAUCAUAGGUUGAGUAGAUGGCACUACGCUUUGAGGUCUCACUGACGUUUCAAACUGAUCAUGCUUGAAAUGGGAGUACUGGGCUUCCCUGCAAGCCUGCUCCACUAGCAGCCUCCCCACCUCAGGGUAUGGGAAGUCCACACGUGGCGAACGCGAAGCCUAUUACAUCACCCGGAAGUCCCUGCAUCCUUUGAAGGCUGGGCCCGGCCAAAGGAGGCCCAAUAGAGGGCGGUCUGUCCUUUCCCAGCAGGCCGGGCACACUGUCAGGCGUCCUCCUUUGGGUGGCUAUUUUAACUGCUCAUUUAUCCUUUUCUUCUAUGAAAAGAUCCAGAAAAGAGGCAAAGCGAGCGAGAAGUCGCGGGCCCAGCCCCACAGCAGGGUAAGCACCUUUGUUCGGGGUCUGAAUCGGGGCGACUAUCCCCGCCUCCUGACCUCGAUUUUCCUGAGCUUGAAGGGACCUUUCGACCCUCCGACGUGUGCCUAUACUAAAGCGGCGGCCCUAAGACGACGCGGGGGUUCUGGUGCGCACUUACGUGGAGUCGGAUGCGCUGGGAGUCUGUGACCUUCGAGGACGUGGCUGUGACAUUUACCCAGGAGGAGUGGGGGCAGUUGGACGUGACCCAGAGGGCCUUGUACGUGGAGGUGAUGCUGGAGACCUGUGGGCUUCUGGUCGCACUGGGUGACAGCACAAAACCUGAGACUGUAGAGCCUAUCCCUUCUCACCUGGCCUUGCCUGAGGAAGUCUCACUCCAGGAACAGCUGGCACAGGGAGUCCCAGGAUACUCCUAUUUUGGGCAGGCCAUGGAUCAGGAUGGGCCAUCUGAAAUGCAGGAAUACUUUUUGAGACCAGGGACAGACCCACAGAGUGAGAAUCUCCAUGGGAAAAUGAGCCUUGAAAAUGAAGGUUUGGCGACAGCUGAUGGUAUAUGUUCAAUGAUGAUACAGAACCAAGUCUCACCAGAAGAUGCUCUUUAUGGAUUUGACUCAUAUGGACCAGUUACAGAUUCCUUGAUUCACGAAGGGGAAAAUUCCUAUAAAUUCGAGGAAAUGUUUAAUGAGAAUUGCUUCCUUGUUCAGCAUGAGCAGAUUCUCCCUCGUGUGAAGCCCUAUGAUUGCCCAGAAUGUGGGAAAGCCUUCGGCAAGAGCAAACACCUCCUUCAGCAUCACAUCAUCCAUACUGGGGAGAAGCCCUAUAAAUGCAUGGAGUGUGGGAAAGACUUCAACCGCAGGUCACACCUCACACGGCACCAGCGGACUCACAAUGGAGAUAAGCCCUUUGUGUGCAGCGAAUGUGGAAGGACCUUCAACCGCGGGUCACACCUUACACGGCACCAGCGGGUUCACAGUGGAGAGAAGCCUUUUGUGUGCAAUGAAUGUGGAAAGGCCUUUACCUACCGCUCCAAUUACGUUUUGCAUAACAAGAGCCACAAUGAGAAAAAACCCUUCGCAUGCAGCGAAUGUGGAAAAGGCUUUUAUGAGAGUACAGCCCUCAUUCAACACUUCUUUAUCCAUACUGGGGAGAGGCCCUUUAAGUGCCUUGAGUGUGGGAAGGCCUUCAACUGCAGGUCACACCUCAAGCAGCAUGAGCGGAUUCACACUGGUGAGAAGCCCUUUGUGUGCAGUCAGUGUGGAAAGGCCUUCACUCACUACUCCACCUAUGUCUUGCAUGAAAGAGCCCACACUGGAGAAAAGCCUUUUGAGUGCAAAGAAUGUGGGAAAGCCUUUAGCAUUCGAAAAGACCUCAUUCGACACUUCAACAUCCACACUGGAGAGAAGCCCUAUGAAUGUUUACAGUGUGGAAAGGCUUUUACCCGCAUGUCAGGGCUGACAAGGCACCAGUGGAUUCAUACUGGAGAGAAGCCCUACGUAUGCAUCCAAUGUGGGAAAGCCUUUUGUCGGACCACAAACCUCAUUCGACACUUCAGCAUCCACACUGGAGAGAAACCCUAUGAGUGCGUGGAGUGCGGGAAGGCCUUCAACCGCAGGUCACCCCUCACAAGGCACCAGCGGAUUCACACCGCAGAAAAGUCCCAUGAACGCAUCCAGAGUGGGAACGUUUCUUGCGAGAGCACAGAUCUUGUUCAACACUCCAUCAUCCAGACUGAGAGUAGCCCAGUGAGUGCAGUGAAUACGGAAACGCCUUCAAUUGCCGCUCAUUCCUCCUCACUCGACAUCAACGGAUUCAUCCUGGGAGAAACCCUACCAUUGUAACAGAUGUGGGAAGACCUUUUACACACUUCAGUCAACAUCCACGAAUUCCUGUUAGGGAAAGAGUUUUUGAAUAUCACCACUUGAAGAAAAUCUGUGGUGAGAGGAAACUUCGUACCGUCUGGUCAUUCAUACUGAAGAGAAGCUUCAUAAGCAUCAUCUCUGUGUGAAAACCUGUUUUAGAUAAUCAUUUGUCAUCUAAACAAUUAUGUUAGAAAUUGACACAGCCAAGAGUCUUAUUCUACAUCUGAUAAUUCGCCCAUGAGAGAGACCCAGUGGUUAUUGUGCACUUAGGAAAACCUUCAGCCACAUCUUUCUUGUUAGUUUACAGUGAAAUGUUAUCUCAGGGACAUUCAAGCAAAGGAGGAGGAGUAAUAGGGAAGAGAAAGAAAUGGAAGCACAGCUUCUUUCAGACUUCCCUGACAAGCCCAUGGCAAUUUGUCAUCUCCUCGUUAUUUUAUUUGGGAGAGGAAAAUGUUUCAGAAACAAAAGAGCCUCAUCCCCUUUAUUUUCCCUGUGUAUACAUUCACUGCUGUCCAGUGCUGUAGACAAAUGGUUUGUUUGAAAACAUUUUGUGAAAGCCUACUUUGUUCCACAGCAUUGUCUCCACUCUUGAGGAGCAGAAGCAUAUAUCUUUAUGAGAAAGAUGGAGGCUUGAGUUAUGAAAUACUUUGACAUUUAAGGAGAUAAGGAUGUACAUAUGAAUGGGCACAUUUUACUGCACACUUCAAACGCUUUGAUUUUUUUAAAAAAUUGUUUCUUCAGGUGUCUUUAACCACCCGGUACACAUACUUUUUUCUUGAUCUGGAUCUACUUGUUAAUUUGUUUUUCUUUAUUUUUCUGCGGGAUGGAGAUGAUAUUGUAGCUGUUUGUACAUAAUGUAAUCCAGGGAGUCCUAGUUCUUCCCUCUGAUUGUGGUUUCUCAGCUUCUUUACUCCUCUUUAGAGAGAGUAAAUAGUUAAAAGUUCACCUCAGCAAUUUUCUAGAGGACAUUUUGGAACCAAAAAUGAAAUAAGACAUGUAGCUAAAUUAAAGGAUUAUGAUAAACUCAGAAAAUAAACACAAAGAAGGAAUCUCAUUUUUCAGUCUUACAGAAGAUUGUGUGUAGGCUGACUAUAAAGUGACUGGAAUUUUAACAGGUGAACCUGCAUGUGUAUAUGCAGGUAGUUGUCACUACGGAUUUAGUCCAGUCAUAGUAAUUAAUAUGUUUAAUCAGAAUAUUUUGGAAUUUCUCUUUUGGUAUUCUUUUUGUUUCUUUUAUUGUUUUUAAUUGACACAUAAUGUUUAUGGGGUUCGGUGUGAUAUUUCAAUAUAUGUGUGCUAAGAGUAAUGAUCA